AUUAGAAUCAAAUUAAUUUUACUCAAGCAAACCCCUUUUUUAAACUCUUUUGACAAAAAAAUCACUUCACAAUGGUUUGGCCUACGGUUCUUGAUGGCAAAGUCGAUGAUAUGGCGAGCGAGGAUGUGAAGCCGCAGCAGCUCGAAGCUAACGAAGCUAAAACCCUUUUGGAGCACACUUGUGCCUUAAACGUCAUGUCCAAGGCGCAAAGCACCAGGAUGACCGGAAUUAUUUGCACCAUCGGUCCUGCGUCCAAGGAGCCUGAGUUCUUGGUCAAAAUGAUGGAGCAAGGUAUGAACAUUGCUCGAAUGAACUUCUCUCACGGCACGCACGAAUAUCACGGCGAAACCCUGAAAAACUGUCGCCAAGCUGCAGAAAUGUACAGCACGAAAAUCGGUUACGUGUACCCCUUGGCCAUUGCCUUGGACACCAAAGGCCCAGAGAUUCGUACCGGGCUCCUGGAAGGCGGCGGAUCGGCCGAAGUGGAAUUAAAAAAAGGCAACACCAUCACCUUGACCACCGACAAGGCCUACCAGGAUAAAGGCAACGCCGACAUCGUGUACAUCGACUACGAUAAUAUCGUGAAGAUCGUUCAACCUGGCAAUAGAGUUUUCGUCGAUGACGGUUUGAUGUCACUGAUAUGCAAGGAGAAUAAAGGCAACAGUUUGGUGUGCACUAUCGAGAAUGGGGGAAUGCUUGGAAGCAAAAAAGGGUGUAAUUUACCAGGUUUGCCGGUGGAUUUGCCGGCUAUUUCCGAGAAAGACAAGUCCGACUUGCAAUGGGGGGUUGAGCAGGGAGUCGACAUGAUUUUUGCUUCUUUUAUUAGAGAUGGACAGGCUCUGGCAGAUAUCAGAGAUGUUUUGGGCGAGAAGGGCAAAGACAUAAAAAUCAUCUCGAAAAUCGAAUGCCAGCAAGCUUUAGUGUGCAUCGACGAGAUCAUAGAAGCCUCUGACGGCAUAAUGCUGGCGCGCGGCGACCUCGGCAUCGAGAUACCCACGGAAAAGGUGUUCAUAGCCCAGAAGUCCAUCAUUGCUAAAUGCAACAAGGUGGGCAAGCCGGUAACGUGCGCCACUCAAAUGUUGGAGUCGAUGACCCAUAAGCCCAGGCCCACUAGAGCUGAAGCUUCGGACGUCGCCAACGCUGUUUUGGACGGCUCUGAUACCGUCAUGUUGUCUGGCGAGACGGCCAAAGGAGAUUAUCCCCUAGAAUGCAUUGCUACCCAGGCGUCUGUAGCUAAAGAGGCAGAAAGUACCGUGUGGCACAAUGCUUUGCUUGAAGAUUUACUGGAUGUUACACCUUACCCUGUGGAUGCAGCUCAAGCCAUAGCUAUUGCAGCUGUUCAAGCUUCGUUAAAAUGCUGCGCCACCGCCAUAAUUGUUAUAACAACGACCGGAAGAAGUGCAUAUUUGGUGGCCAAAUUUAGACCCAGAUGCCCAAUUUUGGCGGUAACGCGUAACGAAUGGGUGGCAAGACAAUCGCACUUAUACCGUUCCGUAAUCCCCGUAAUCUUUGACAAACCCCGAAACGAAAACUGGGUACAAGACGUGGAGAGCCGCGUAGAGUUCGGUAUCAAUUUCGGAAAAACGUUCGCUGUCAUAAACCCCGGUGAUUCAGUGGUAGUGGUGAAAAAUUGGUGCAAAGAAGCAUUGUUUACCAAUACUGUAAAAAUUGUGACCAUUGAAGGGGGGCCAGUUAAUGGAAAGGGCGCAGGCGAAGGCCAAGGGUGCAAAUGCAAAGAAAAUAUUUGUUAGGG
Brassicogethes aeneus is the source of this 1753-nucleotide messenger RNA. NCBI's taxonomy places the organism in Eukaryota, Metazoa, Arthropoda, Insecta, Coleoptera, Nitidulidae. The record is from the annotation of a GenBank genome assembly.